Molecule: messenger RNA, 999 nt
Organism: Beta vulgaris subsp. vulgaris (sugar beet)
Lineage: Eukaryota; Viridiplantae; Streptophyta; Magnoliopsida; Caryophyllales; Amaranthaceae
Product: glutathione S-transferase T3-like
Exons: 1
Coding region: 1-999 (332 amino acids)
Source: RefSeq, a predicted model, not a curated record
AUGGGAAAUGCACAAGUGCAAACUUUUACCCAAUUUCUCCAGACUAGUGAUAAUAUGGACCAACCUCCUAUUACACCAAUCAGUAUUGGAUCCAAUUCCGGUAACCCAUUUGUAGAUAAUGUAGGCAUUGAAGAGGGGGAAGAUAUUGAUGUUACUACAACUACGCGUACUGCUGCUCGUACUGUUACACGUCGCAAAGUAAGUCAACCCAGAGAGAAAAAAGGGGUUAAUUGGACGAUAGAAGAUGAAACACUUCUAGGUAUGGCGUGGAGUAAUACUACCAAAGAUGAAGUAAAUGGCAAUUCACAAAGAGCAGAUGCCUACUGGGGGAAAAUUUGUGCAUUCUUCAAUGAAAAUAGGCAAACAAAUCAAACUGAACGAGAGGUAAAUCCUUGCAAACAACAUUGGUGGGCAAUUAAUAAUGCACCUGGAAAGUUUGCAGGGUGUUAUGCCAAGUAUGCAAAGAGGAGUGGGUUCAAUGAAGCCUUGAAACUCUCAGAGGCUCGUGCACUUUACCAAAGUCUCUACAAUACAAAGUUCCAGUACGAUCAUGUAUGGAGUAUUGUGUGUGAAACAGAUAAGUUCAGAGAUGAACUUAAGAGCAAACGUAAGAAAGGCAGCGAAACUGAUUCAUCAAAAAGGAAUAAGAUUUCUGAAUCAGGAGACUACACAGCAAGCGGGGAUGAUGUUGAGGCUUUCCAUGAAGUUGAUGAUCCCCGACCAAUAGGUCAACAAGCUGCAAAGAAACAACUAGCUGCCCAGAGGAAGGGAAAAAGCAAAAGCAUCGAGAGUGAUCAUAAUGAAGCCAUAUCAGCUGCAAAGAAUAUUGAAGAGUCACGUGCACAAUCAUUGAGUCGUAUGGCAGAUUUGAAAGAGCAGGACCUUGAAAAUCAACUACUUUGUGCCGAUGUCACCAAAAUGGCUCCUUUACAAAGAAAGAUUCACGAGAAGAAGUUGCAAGCACUUGCGGAAAAAUAUGGAUGGACUUUUGAUGAUUAA